AUGGAAUAUGUCGCAACAGAUAAAUUCGGGAAUGCGGAUGUAUUGUCGCGUCUAAUUGAUCAGCACAUCAAACCCGAUGAAGAUUUUGUAGUAGCCUGCACAAACCUCGAAGAAGACCUAAAAUCUGUAGCCAACAGCACAAUCAGUCAGCUUCCACUCAGUUUUCGGAUGGUAGAGCUAGCCACAAAUUCCGAUCCAGUUCUCCAGAAAGUCUACCGUUUCAUCAAACACGGAUGGCCGAAAAAUCGUGCCGAAAUUAAGGACCAAAAGUUACUGCGCUACUACGACCGCCAGGAAGCGCUGUCGAUCGUCGAUGGAAGAGUCCAACGGAUGAAGGCAAUCGCGCGCAGCUUUGUCUAUUGGCCUUGUUUGGACGAUGAGAUCACUAGCUACGUUCGAGCUUGUAACAGUCAGCAGCAAGAUCUCCGCCAAAAGCAGCACCAGUACCAUGGCCAAAACCCGUGGUUCCUUGGCAGACAAUUCACGUCGAUUAUGCUGGCCCACUGGAAGGAAAUUCUUCCGACCAAGUCCAUCACAGCGAAGGCUAUAAUUAACCUGCUACGAAGUGUGUUCACCAACAAAGGGAUGCCAGAAGUCUUAGUGUCCGAUAAUGGCACGCAUUUCACAAGCGCCGAAUUCAAGGAGUUCUGCGUUGAAAAUGGAGUGGAACACGUGACAACAGCACCAUUCCAUCCACAAUCCAACGGCAAGCCGAAAGAUUUGUGGACACCUUUAAGCGGGCGAACCACACCAAAUCUGAAUACGCCAGAUGGAAGAUCGCCUGCGGAGCUGAUGUACAAUCGUCAGCUCAGAACAUCAUUGGAACUUCUACGUGUACCGCACAACCAAGCACCGCCAAUGCAGAAUCAAGCCAAUCCUCAAUCCAGGUCGUUCGUUCCGAAGGAUACCGUUUACGCCAAAGUGUACGUCAACAAUAAGUGGACUUGGGCACCAGGAACGGUAGUGGAGAGGAUCGGCUGUGUAAUGUACAACGUAUGGGUCGAUAAUAGGAAGUUGAUCCGUUCUCACAUAAACCAGUUGAAGAGCCGAGGUGCAAUGACCCAUCGAGAAAACAAGAAACUAAGUAUACCGCUAGACAUUCUGCUGAGUGAGUGCGACGUGAACACACCUGUAGUGAUGCGUACUCCAGUCCCCUCACCGGAACACCGAUUGGAAUCAUCGAAUCGAGCGUCGUCCGGUUCGAAAUCAUUUCCGUUACCAAACGAAACAAAUUCGACCCUCUCAACUGCGACGUCAUCGACUGGUCGUGAACCAGCAGCUGAAUUUUCGCAAGUGAUACAAGCCCCUCGACGAUCUUCUCGCGUCAGAAGAGCGCCGCAGUGGUUCAACGCUUACCAUCUCGCCUACAUCACAACAGAACGAUAG
Toxorhynchites rutilus septentrionalis is the source of this 1386-nucleotide messenger RNA. RefSeq lists its product as uncharacterized. The transcript is spliced from 4 exons. The record is from RefSeq and is a predicted model, not a curated record. Lineage: Eukaryota; Metazoa; Arthropoda; Insecta; Diptera; Culicidae. The coding region runs from base 1 to 1386 and encodes 461 amino acids. Gene Ontology annotation, biological process: DNA integration. Gene Ontology annotation, molecular function: nucleic acid binding.